AACGGCGUGGUGCGACGCUUGCUCCGUGCGUCCGUGUGUGUGAUUGGUUCUGUGUAGCGCAUAAAUUGGUUUAACAACCGCCCGAAAGUUCGUUGUUGCGAAAGUUGUUUUUCAAAAAGCGAAGCAGCAGCGUCUGGAGACACCUGUGUUUGCGUUCGAUCGUUUGCGUUUGUGCCAGUGACUCUGAGUUUCGAACGGCUGUGAUGUGUUUCCACGCGUCGAAAGGCAACGGCCGCGUGGCCGCGAACCCGAGCGGCUAGAAUGGCGAUCGUCAUCAGUGGCCAUUCCCGGGGGAUACACCCAUCAUUACAUGUUCAAUGCUAAAACACAUUCAUACCGGGCCCGUAACGACGGGCCAGAAUCGUUCGAUACGGGGCACUGGCGGUGGCGGCGGCGGCGGUGGCCCCGGCGGGGCGCCGUCCAGCACGCCCUCCGGCAUCGGCGGGCCGGGGACGGUGGCGGCCAAGCACAUGAACGGGGGUCCGCCCAGGUUGCUGUCGUCAUCGUUCAUGACGCCGCUCGCAUCGUCGAUCGGCUCGACCGCCAACGGCAAUGUGACUGGCGGUGGUGGCGGCGCGGGGCUCCACAUCGGCGGUGGACUGACGACACUCGGCAACGGGAUGCUGGGCGGUGGAGUUGGUGGAGCUGGUGGCGGAGGAGGCGGCGUCGGCGGACUCUUUAGUCACAGCCACAACUCGACGACGAAUAACAACAUCCUCAGCAGCACGAUCAACAUGAACAAGGACCGGAUGGGUGCCCGCGAGGCCCUCACCAGUCUCGGGCUGCUGUGUUUGGUUUCGUUGCUGCUGGCGCUACUUUCGUUGAUAUUUCUACUGAAAAUAUCGCCCGGCGGUCGGGAACCGCCACCGCCGACGAUAGGGCCGGCGGUCCUGGAGGACUACGCCAUCGUGUACGACGUGACGCUGGCCCUGUGCGCGCUGUCCCUGUCGCUGAACCUGUGCUGCCUGCUGGUGUGUGCCAUUCAGUUCCUGUUUGCCGUCAAGUUGGUCCGCGCACCUGCCACGACCGGAAGAGGCAACAAGUAUCUGCAGAAGUCGAGUGUUAGCCGUGUGUGCGCCGUGGGAGGAUUCUUCAUCUCCAUACCCAUCUUUUUGACCGGUAUCAUCCUGUACACGUUCACGCAGUUCCACUCGACACCGGCGAUCGUGACGAGCAUCCUGAUCGGUGUCGGCAUCGUGUUUUGCGGUGGCGCCAUGGUGCACAACGUGUUCGUUUGGCAGCGCGAGAAAACGAUCAGCGUGCGGCAGGCGCCGCUCAACCUGAACCUGACGCUGUCGCCCCAGAUCAGCACGAUAUCGACGGCGGCCGCGGCAGCAGCGGCUGCUGCCGCCGCCGCCCACCAGUACCAGAACCAGAACGGCCACGGGCCGCACCACAUUAGCCUGAACCACGUGUACAGCAACCACCACAACAACACGCCGCUCACCCACAACUCGCAGGCCAGUCACACCACGCCGAUCACGCAGCUCACGCCGGUGACGCCGCUGUCCGCGAACCAUUCGCACAUCAGCUUCAACCAUUCCUACGUGCCCCCACCGUACGGUGGCGGGGGCGGGGUGCGGGCGGCCACCGCCACACCACCUACGCCGAAGGUGAUCGUCGGCUCGUUGCUGAACCGGGACGCUUCCGGGUCCGUCAGUCCCGGCAUGCCGGGUGGCGCCGGUGGCAACAAUACGCUCGACACAACGGCCAACUCACCGCACGAACUGUCGACGCUGGUCUGACCCGUGCCUGGAGGACGAUCGCUUCCGGAAGGAUUCCGAUUCCCGAUCAUGCGCGUGUGUAAUGGACAUUUUUUGGCUAGGAAAAAUGUACGACUUUACCCACCUGAUUCGAGUGAUCCCAAUCUGUGCUCUAAAAAGUGCUAAAUAUUGGAUCGAUGAGAUUAUGCUAUUGGCCCGGCCUCGGGAAAGGGCUGCACCUUCUACCUUCUACCUUAGCGUUUAAGCUAUGCCGAAAUCUGUACAAAUCAAAAUCCUGUUUGCGUUCCCGUCCGAAUGAAAGAGAAGCGUGACCCACGUAAGGAGCUGCCAGAGGAGUGUAUCUUUGUAACCUGUGUGUUAUAACAUAAGUAUUUAUUAAACGCGUGCUUAGCGUGUUGUGGCCCCGCCGUUUCCCGUCCCGGUGGGACCGAAUUAUAUUUUUAAGGACCGUGAAGUAACUUUGAGAAUCGAACUGAGCCGAAGUUUAGGGUUUUACUAUUUAAGCUAGGUGCUGCAUUUUAAUGUUGUUUCGCCAUGUGGCGGCUAAAGCGGAUGCGGAUAGGUUAUGUGUUUUUUUAUUAUUAUUUUAAACAAAUAGAACUACGAACCGU
Molecule: messenger RNA, 2335 nt
Organism: Anopheles cruzii
Lineage: Eukaryota; Metazoa; Arthropoda; Insecta; Diptera; Culicidae
Exons: 5
Coding region: 318-1745 (475 amino acids)
Source: RefSeq, a predicted model, not a curated record